UAUCUAUGAGAUUUCCCUCCUGAAAUGAAUUUAACCUCACUUCUUCUGGUUCUUGUUCUAUGGAUAAUCCACAGGAAUCAGGAUCUCAAAUGUUAUUAGUUUAUAGAAUAUUUUUAUAAUCUUCAAUAAAAAAUUUAAAAUGGAUGUUGAAACAGAAAUCUUAAUACCAAAUAAAUUGUGUGAAAGAGCCGGUAUUUCCUUAGCAUGGAAACCAUUUAAUGAAAUGGGUAUUUUCGCAUAUGAAAGAAAACAUUCAGGAGCUCCAGAUAAGCAUAGUCAACACUAUCCAACAUCAGAAGCUUCAGUAUUUCAAAUUCGACAUGAUGUAAUUUUAUUCAGACCAGUCCUUCGAAAACUCGUCAAUGAAUCCAAUGGCACCUUUUUGAAUCUUCAGGGAGUAGUAUUAAGUAAUUCAUUCAAUCCUCAAGAAGAUUUACUCAACUUCAGCCGUCAAUAUAGAUCUAUAAUUAGGGCAUGCCUUGAAAAUUUGCAGGAAGAUAUUGUGAAGGCUAAAACUAAAUCUGAAAGAGAUGAGGUCCAAAAUCUCAUAACAAUAUUUUACUCUGUUGAGUGCAUAUGGCAUUUAUGUGAAAUUUUAUUUAUUGAUGCCACACCUGGAAAUGUGGUGCUUCCCCAUCUACUGGAUUGGGUUAGGUUUCAUUUUCCUAAAUAUGAGAGAAAUGCUGCCGAAAUGUUAUGUGAUGCAGGAAAUGCACUUGAAAUUAAAGCAGAAUUUUGGCCUACAGUAAUAGGUUCUCUUUUGCAAGGAAGAAUAAAAGUAGCAAGAGGACUUCUUAGGCAACAUUCUGCCGCAGAAACAAAACCUUUCAUAAUGGCAGAUCAGUGUCUGAAAACCAUGCCGCUGUAUGAUGUAUAUAGUGGAUUCUCUGCUCAAGAAUUUCAUUUACAAAGAAAGCAUUGGGUUGUGGAUGUUCAGUCAAAAAUUCAGGCCAAAGUCUUCUCCAGUUACAAGAAUUUGGAGCUUAUCAUGAAGAUAAUAGUAAAAGAAGACUUGGCAUGGGUGGAGGUCAAAAAUUAUUGCGAAACAUGGUUUGAGCUGUUGCCUGCUUGGUUAUUCUAUUCUGAUCCAACCGUUAAGUCAUAUGAAUUGGGAAAUUAUGCAAAGCUCUGUAUUAAAGAAAUGGGCAAAGAAGAUAAAUUGAGGCACAUAGAUAAAGUACUUUUGGCAGCAAUGCAGUAUGACCAGUUAGAGGUUAUGAAAGAAAUUCAGGGUAUAAAUGAGAAUGGUUGGUUUGCUACCCAUCUAAUUAAUAUUCUUUAUCAUUCUGGUCAGUUAUCAGUUAUUGAAAAGGAAUUCGAGAAAUUUUCUGGAAAAGCAGUUCAAGAAUCCUUUGUUCUUGAUUAUGGCACAAUGUUGAUGGGUCAUAAGUCUUUGUGGCAAGUAGGACUCAGCUAUUUAGAUCAUUGCUCCAAAGACGGAUUGAACGCAAUCGAACUUUUGUUGCCUAGACUGCCUCUUGAGAACGAGUUGAAAUGCCAAAAAAUAAUUAGAGAAGCUCAAAAAAGGGGUUUAACACAUACAGUUCAAUUUUUGUGCAAGGCGCAAGGUAUGAAAAAUGUUAAGAGGGGUCGUUUAGGUACUGCCCUAACAUGGGCCUUGAAAUCACAAGAUAGCACCUUUGUUUCUCUGUUAGCUGACAAAUUCCUCAGAGAAUAUGCAGAGCAUGGUAAAUUGAGAAAUACAGAUCUUCUUUUCAACUUAGGACCUAGCAUGUUAGCUAGUGACAGGCUCAUAUUUUUAGGCAAAUACUAUGAAUUCCAUAAACUAUACCAAGAAAGGCAAUUUAAAGAAGCAGGCAGUUUGCUCAUCAAAUUAUUAGAAUCAAAGAUAAUACCCAAAUAUUUCUGGUAUAUUUUACUAUUAGAAGCGAUACCAUUGUUGGAAAGUGAAGACAUAAUUUUCUCAAGUAAUGAUACUUAUAUGAUCAUAAAUCUUUUGGAAGGAUAUGAAAUGGAUGAGAAAGUAAAAAGCAAAUUAAAUAUAUUAAGAUUGGCAACAGCAAGAAAUUUGUCAAGAGCAAUUUUAUAUGAAGCUGAAGUAGUAUAAUUUCAAUGUAAAAAUCUGUCAAUAUUCUGUGUAAUAUUUAUACUUUUGUACGUUUUUCAAUAUGAAUAAAUGAUUAUAUUGAA
This is a messenger RNA of Harmonia axyridis, 2151 nucleotides long. RefSeq names its product nuclear pore complex protein Nup85-like. The record is from RefSeq and is a predicted model, not a curated record. Gene Ontology annotation, cellular component: nuclear pore outer ring. NCBI's taxonomy places the organism in Eukaryota, Metazoa, Arthropoda, Insecta, Coleoptera, Coccinellidae. Gene Ontology annotation, biological process: protein import into nucleus; mRNA export from nucleus; positive regulation of DNA-templated transcription. Gene Ontology annotation, molecular function: structural constituent of nuclear pore. The transcript has 10 exons. Bases 140 to 2068 code for a protein of 642 amino acids.